GAAGAAGAAAAUUGCAAAGAGUUUGCUAUUAGAUACUAAGAAAUAUUAGAAAAUGGCAGUAGCCCACUUUGUUCUCAUUCACACCAUAUGCCAUGGUGCAUGGGUUUGGGACAAGCUCAAGCCUGCGCUUGAGAAACUUGGCCACACGGUCACUGCACUGGACCUUGUCGCCAGUGGCAAUGACCCAAGACAAAUUGAGGAUGUUGGCUCAUUUGAUGCCUAUUCUGAACCAUUGUUGAGCUUUUUGGAAAACGAUGUCGCUCAUGGAGAAAAGGUGAUUCUCGUUGGUGAAAGCUGUGGAGGAAUAAAUGUUGCUAUUGCUGCUGAUAAAUUCAAAGACAAGAUUGCAGCUGCCGUUUUUCAUAAUUCACUGAUGCCAGACACCGUUCACAAGGCAUCUUAUGUUUUGGAUAUGUUUUUGGAGGUCUUCUUCCCAGAUUGGAAGGACAGUGUUUUUGAACCUUAUACCUUUGGUGAUGAUGUUAUCACAGCAGUAACGUUAGGCCCCAUUCUUAUGAAGGAAAAUAUAUAUACCGAUUGCCCUCCUGAGGAUCUUGAGCGAGCGAAGAUGUUGGUAAGGAAAGGAUCAACAUUUCAAGAAACUUUACAGAAACGUGAAUCAUUUACCGAGAAAGGUUAUGGAUCAAUUAAGAAAAUUUAUAUAUAUGGCAGUGCAGACAAAAUUAUGACUGAAGUUUUUCAUCGUUGGCAAAUAAAUAACUAUAAACCAGACAAGGUUUAUGUGGUUCCUGGUGGAGGUCAUAAGUUGAUGCUUUCUAGGGUUUGUGAUCUGGUUCCAAUUCUCCAGGAGGUGGCUGAUAAAUAUGCUUAACUUAAUUACAACUAUUUACUAUAUAAUUAAUUUAUGGAUGCAGUGCAACUAUAAAUAAAUUCUCCCAACCUAUGUUCGUGGGAAAAGUUGCACCAAGAGAUCCAGUUGUUUUAUGCAGCUUAAUUAUGGUUUGCUUGUUACUGUA
Molecule: messenger RNA, 977 nt
Organism: Manihot esculenta (cassava)
Lineage: Eukaryota; Viridiplantae; Streptophyta; Magnoliopsida; Malpighiales; Euphorbiaceae
Product: (S)-hydroxynitrile lyase
Exons: 3
Coding region: 53-832 (259 amino acids)
Biological process (GO): salicylic acid metabolic process; jasmonic acid metabolic process
Molecular function (GO): methyl jasmonate esterase activity; methyl salicylate esterase activity; methyl indole-3-acetate esterase activity
Source: RefSeq, a predicted model, not a curated record